Molecule: messenger RNA, 612 nt
Organism: Tremella mesenterica DSM 1558
Lineage: Eukaryota; Fungi; Basidiomycota; Tremellomycetes; Tremellales; Tremellaceae
Exons: 5
Coding region: 1-612 (203 amino acids)
Source: RefSeq, a predicted model, not a curated record
AUGUCGAACCCACCUACUCCUCCUGCUACUUUGAAACAACUUGUUACGUCUAAGCCCGAUUCACCGGAGUGGAGCGCCAAAUUCGAUUGGGAUGGUAUUGUUGCUUAUCCUCUACGGAAAUGGUCUGAUACUGGUUGUAAUGAGGUUCUUCGGGUUGCAGCUGGAGAUAAAGGUCCUAAGAUUGGAAUUUCUCCUAAUGAAUCGUCAGAAUAUAAAAAUUACCGGGAGGCGUAUAAUCACGCUGUAUCGCCUAAUUCUCAUGUCAGAAUGGGAACAUUUAGCUGUCAGUUGUGUCAAACUCGUCAAAUCCGCGAAGUUACGUGUUCCUUCGGUUGUGUUACCGUCGAUCAAGCGAGCUUUGCAGGAAAUAUUCGAGAAGAGUUAGGGAAAUUGAAGGCUAUCGAAAUGCAGGCUGAAUUAGCGACAACACAUAAUUAUAUGUUAGAACCAAAAUCUAUCUUAUUUCAAAGUCAACAUAUCAGAUCUAAUAUUGAGCAAUUGAUGGUGAUUCAUUUGCCUGAUAUGGCUCCCGAAGGUGUUGUUGCCCCCGAUACUCCCCGUAAGCGUCGUCGUGCCCCUGUCGCAGCAACCUCUCCCUCCGAAGACACAUAA